Molecule: messenger RNA, 1479 nt
Organism: Paramecium pentaurelia
Lineage: Eukaryota; Ciliophora; Oligohymenophorea; Peniculida; Parameciidae
Source: the annotation of a GenBank genome assembly
AAUGGGAGGAUCUAAAUCUAAGUCUAUUAAGAAGCAUGCCAAAGUGGCAUUUUCAGAUUCUGAACUUGAGAUUUUGGAAGUCUAUUUCGAACUAUUGAAAUGUCAUGAUUCAUUGUAAAAAAUUUAAUUCAAUAUGAUUUAAAUAGAAACGGAUAUUUGACAUAGAAAUCAAUGGUCCCAGAGUUUCCUGAAAACCCUGAUUUCUCAAUUAAACUAUACAAUUGGAUGAGAGAACGUUGUAAGAAUUAGUAGAUAGAUUACACUAAUUUCGUGAUUACAUGUAAAUAAUCAAUUCUUAAAGUAUAGUGGAACUUCUAUUAAAAGAAUAAUAGGAAUAUUAUUUAAGUGAUUAUAAAUUUAGAGUACUUGAGAAAUUUGAGUUAUUUGCAUUGAUUAGUUUGGGUUGUUUGGAAAAUGAAAAGGAAGCAAUAAAUAGGUAGUUAAAUUCUUUUUAUUCAGAUUCCAAGUAAGUUAUUCUUAAGGAAGUUAAGUGAUUAAGGAACUAUUGAAUAUGUAUUAUUUUAACAAGGAAGUAACUAAUAGCUAAAGAAAUGAUUUGGCAGCUAGAAGUGUAGCAAAUUCUAUUUUUGAUUAAAAAGCAUCAUUGCCAUUUAAUUAAUUUAUUGGUUAAGCAAAAUAGCAAUUAAUUUAUGCUAAUAAAAUGUGUAAAUAGUAUUUUACAAAAAAAUUUAUUGAUCCUCAUCUUAAAUAUGGAAUUCCAACUUUAACAUCCUCAAGUUUUAUAUUAAAUGAUUAAAUUCUUGCAUUAUUACAAAUGAGUUCACCAGACUUUAAUAGGAUCAAAUAGCUAGAUCUCAAAUUUUCAUCCUCAGUCGGAUAUGAUGAUUUAGAGCAUAUUACAGAAAUUAUAAUAGAAUCCCAAUAACCAUUGCUCUUUAUUUUUAGAAAUCGAGAAGAUGAAACACAAAAUGAUACUUUUCAAUAAUAAAUCUUUGGAGCUUAUAUUAGUAUUGAUUAAACAAUUGAAACUCAUUUCAUUAGAAAAUAAUAGAAAGAUCCUAUGGGUAAUUAUUCAAUAUUAUAUAUAGGAAUACUCUAUAAUCCUAAUGAUUAAGUGUCACUCUAUUUUGGAGAUGAGAAAAGCUUCCUCUUUUCUUUAUUGCCUAAAUAUCAAUUAUUUAUGAGUACUUUUGAUCUUAAAUCUAAAUAAUGUUUUGGUUAUAUAAAUAGUAGAGCUUUCAAUUUAAAAGUACCUCAACCUUACGGUUUAGGUUUUGGAGGAGAUGGAAAAGGAAAUUUUAGAAUUUGGAUUGAUGAAAACCUUAAAGGAAAUGCAACAAAUCGUAUAAACAAUUCAUGUGAUUAAACUUAUGAAAUGGGUUAUUUAUUAGAACCACACAUAGAGUUUUUAAAUGUAAAUUAUUAUAUUGAACUAGUUAACAUCAAUUGAAAUAUGGGGUGCAGUUUUUGAAGAAAAAGAUAUGAGACCAUCAAACCAAAAUAAACUCAGAAGUUGAA